Molecule: messenger RNA, 574 nt
Organism: Parasteatoda tepidariorum (common house spider)
Lineage: Eukaryota; Metazoa; Arthropoda; Arachnida; Araneae; Theridiidae
Source: RefSeq, a predicted model, not a curated record
CAGAUAAGAUGGCAUUGUUCGUACACUAACGUCAUUUUUGGAGUAGUUCACCCCGUUGAAAAUGAACUGUACAUGUUGACAAUAUUACCUUUUUUAAACAUUCAGUACAAUAAAUAAAAAUGCAUCCUUAGUUGGAUUUGGAAUAAAAUUAUAUCAUGCCAAACGUACCCUGCAUCUCGUUUGUUUUCUUAUUCGCAACCGUUCUCGUUAUCUCAAAUGGGAAUCAGACAGAAGAAAACAACGUGAAAUUAUCAAAUCGUAGUCGUCUUUUUUCAUAUGAAGAAAUAAAGAAUGAAGUAUCCGGUGAAUGCUGUGGUCCUCAUUCCAAUUGUACUGUAGGAGUUAAUGGAACUGAAUGCAAUUGCUAUUUUGGAUUUUACGAAGUAAAUAGAACAUGCCAACGUAAGUACAAAUAUGCACUAAACUUUCAUAUAAAUGAUGCCUUCUCAUCAUUGGAUUUACCAUUUGAGCUAAUAAUUUCAAGUUUAAGAACAUGCUUUCGUAUCCAUUUUCGUAUUCUAAGGAUAUGUGACAUUUUUAACACUAAGUGUGCAUUAAUUUGAAAUGCUUGAAU